This is a messenger RNA of Olea europaea var. sylvestris, 1154 nucleotides long. RefSeq lists its product as uncharacterized. The transcript has 6 exons. NCBI's taxonomy places the organism in Eukaryota, Viridiplantae, Streptophyta, Magnoliopsida, Lamiales, Oleaceae. The record is from RefSeq and is a predicted model, not a curated record. Bases 180 to 860 code for a protein of 226 amino acids.
UGCAUCUUCUCAUGUUGGGAUUACAUGAUUGAGUUUUUCCUAUGAUGUCAUUCAGAUUUUCUUCUACUGUAACAUGGUAGCUUUUCUAGGGUUUUCGGAGGACUAGUACAAGGAAUCAAGUAGAGCAGCGUGCCCUUUAUCUCCACUCGGUUUUGACACAUCGAUCGGGUUCUGCUUCUAUGCUCUCCCUCAUUUACACGGAGAUUCUAAAGAUGCUUCGUAUGUGGGGUCUCCUAAAUUUUGACGUGGAGAUUUUCUUCCCUCAUGAUUCAUACAGUUGUCCAAAAGGGUAUCACAAACAAAAGAGCAAGGAAUCUGAUCAAUCACAUAUUAUGACUACACAAACUUUACUAGUGGAGAUGUUGAAAGAUUUGAAGCAUGCUUUCUGGCCAUUUCAACUUAAUCAUACUAGAAGUCUGUUCCUAAGGGCAGCACAAGCUGCUCACUGCUCCAAUGGAUCCAACAACACUAAAGAAAGUGCUGUGGAGAUUGCAUCUGCCAAGGCUGCUCAGCAUAGGCUGCAACGAGGUGUUUGGACCAGUGUUCGUUUUGGGGAUAUGAGACGUGCACUAUCUGCGUGUGAACGUCUUAUCCUACUCCAAACUGAUCCAAAGGAACUAAGAGAUUAUGCUGUUCUUCUUUACCACUGCGGAUUUUAUCAGGAAACACUGCACUACCUCAAGCUGUACAUGGAUACUAAGAAGUCCUCUACAUCGGAGCAAUCAUCCCGUUCAACUAGUGACAUGGAGGAAGAUGCUGUGGAGAAACUAAUGGUUCGACUUAACCUCAUUUUGAUGGAGGGUUGGUCUAGCGACUCAGAUAACAGAAAUUUCAUUUUCAACAAUUCUGAACCAUGGUAACCUCCGGCAUCUAAUUCAGAACUUCCAAUCAUGGAAGUUCUGCACAGUAUUCCUCAAGGAACCUAUGACAUGGAGAAAUUGCUUAUAAGUAUAUAGUGUACAGAACUUAAAUUUAGCUUACGUCUUGUAAUUACAGUGGGUUUUUUCUCAAUUUAUUCCAACCACAACAUAACUGUCACACUUGUUCUUAAGAAUAGAUAGCAUAAUGUCGAAAGUUUGAAGUAAGAUAUCUCUAUAUAGUCCUGGAACCUGGAUUAUACCACUUCGAAAUGAACUAUUUUCAUUUAUUUAUUU